This is a messenger RNA of Rhipicephalus sanguineus (brown dog tick), 3057 nucleotides long. RefSeq lists its product as uncharacterized. The transcript has a single exon. The record is from RefSeq and is a predicted model, not a curated record. Bases 1 to 3057 code for a protein of 1018 amino acids. NCBI's taxonomy places the organism in Eukaryota, Metazoa, Arthropoda, Arachnida, Ixodida, Ixodidae.
AUGUACCGAAGUCAUGACCCGGAGGUACAUGUACCUCCGGGUCAACACCAGUGUGACCGCUGCUCGCAGUCGUUCCCGUCUGCCCGGGGUCUCUACAACCACCGUACCUGGCACCAGACGCAGGACGCUGCAGCUCGGUCCGCAGGAUCUACCCGGCCCGCCCCCGCAGGCCCUGCACCUCAGGUUCCUCCUCUCGGCGACCGUGCCGAGACCCCUCUCCUCGACGCCUUGCCACAGGCAACGCUGUCACCAGGUCCUCCAAGCGUGCCGAGCCCCACUGGCCAGGCCUCGGUGUCACCACUCGGGUCCUCUACCCGAGGCGCGACGUCACCUGCGCACGACACCGGGACGCCACAAUCGCAGCCCUCGCCUUCACAGUCGCCGUCCACCUCACCCGAACCUGCCACGGACGACGGCGCUGACCCUGACGAGGCCGACGACCCUCCCGGGACUCCUCCGGUUGAGGACCCCAUCCUGGACAUGCCCCCAGACCACACCGACCUCCUCGGUGACCAAGCACGGCUCCUGCGCCAACUUCUUCGCGAGCCUCCGUCUCAGGAUUCCUGGGACCGCUGUGAGGCCGCGUGGGCACAGGCGGUCACUCUGGCUUCCGAGGCUGUCCGACUGCCCCCCCUGACGACCGAACGGCCACGUCGCCCUCUGAACCCGGCAAAUGCGGCUGACAUUCAACGGCUUUACAGGCGUAAUCGUCGCCGCGCCGUGCGGCUAAUACUCGAGGGCCCGUCCAGACCGUGCGAGAUACCACUUCAGGACCUCGAGGACCACUGGGGAUCGACGUGGUCUGAGAGGACGGCGGACACGUCGCUCCUCUUCAGGCGCCCCACUGCUCCGGAACCCGUCGACUUGUCGCCGUUCGCUCCCGACGAGGUGCUGCUCCGCCUCCGCAAGUCCGAGAAUACCGCUCCAGGGACGGACCGCUUGACGUACCACCACUGGAAGGCGGUUGACCCUGAAGCGCGGUUCCUGACGGCGCUCUUCAACGCCUGCGUCCACCACCGUCGCACACCCGACGCGUGGCGCACUUCGCGGACGGUGCUCAUUUACAAAAAGGGCGACUCCAACAUCCCCAGCAACUGGCGGCCUAUUGCCUUGGGGUGUACAGCCUCUAAGCUCUAUGCAAAGUGCCUCGCCGCCCGGCUUCAGACGUGGGCCCUCCAACACCAGGUGCUGUCACACUGCCAGAAGGGGUUUCUCCCAUACGACGGAGUGUUCGAGCUCAAUUACGUGUUCCAGCACCGUCUCGGCGCUGCCAGAGGCGGUGGCCCCGACCUCUGCGCGGCGCUGCUCGACUUCACAAACGCGUACGGGUCCGUUCCCCAUCAGGCACUCUUCGAUGCCCUUCGCGGUGCCGGCGCCGGUGACGUCUUCACCGACUUGAUCACCGACCUUUACGCCGGCAACCGCACGUGUCUGGUCGCCGCCGAGGGCACCUCCCAGCCAGUCCCCAUCUUGGCCGGGCUUCGCCAAGGUUGCCCCCUCAGCGGCCUCCUCUUCAAUCUGGUCAUCGAUCCGAUCGUCCGCGACGUCCAGGGCGAGGACGACGGCCAUAACAUCUUGGCCUACGCGGACGAUCUGACACCCCUGGCGACGUCACCCGUCCUCCUGCAGAGCCGCAUAGACAGGAUAGAGGCCCUCGCCACGAGUCUUGGUCUCUCCCUGAAUCCCGCAAAGUGCUCGUCGCUCCACCUCAGCGGCGCGACGCCUGUCGGGAUGCGGCCGACGUCUUUCCUGGUGUCGGGAACCGCCAUUUCGGCCCUCCGCGACUUCCAGCCGCAGCGGUUCCUGGGCCGCCCCGUGGGCUACCGACUGCCGACUUCGACUGGGUCCGUCAUAGACACAGCCAUUGACCAAGCCCGGAAGAUUUUCGCAUCGAUGUUGGCGCCGUGGCAGCGUCUUGACGCCGUCAGGACCUUUGUCUACCCGGCGCUCAACUUCCCGAUGCGCUGCGGGGUCCUCACCAAGACGGACUGGCGUCGCCUCGACGACGCCAUACGUCCCCUGGUUAAGAGGACCCUCUAUCUCCCGGGCAACGCGUCCAACAACUAUGUCUAUGGCAGCGCUGCAGGCGGCGCUGCUGGCAUUCCGGUGGCGGCUGAACUCAGCGACAUCUGCCGGGUGGAUUCGGCCUACAAGCUCCUGACGACGACCGACCGGGGACUUCGGGACAUGGCACUCCUCGACGCAUACUCGGUGGCCUCUGCGAGGCUUGGAUGGGAAGCUACCCGCGCCGAGCUCGAGUCUUACCUCUCGGGGAACAUCGAGGACGUGUUCCGCGCCCCGGCCAGUCAGCUGCGCUCCGUGUGGACGGAGGCGCGCAAAGCGUCUCGCCGGCUCCAGGUUUACUGGACCCUCGACCCGGAGGACGUGCGCAUCACUUGCGGCGACACCACCAUAACGCCGACUCACCGCUGCCGGGUGAUGCGGUCCCUGCGCGAGGUCCUGGCCGCCGACCGCGACAGGGCCCUCCACGACCAGCCCAACCAGGGCAAGGUCCUGGCAUGCGUCGCAGCCGACCGGGCGAGCUCCCACUUUAUGCGCACGGGGGCUUAUACCCACUUUGCCGACUGGCGGUUUAUCCACAAGGCGAGACUCAACCUCCAUCCCCUCAACGGCGCCCGGAUGUGGGGACAGGCGGACCGAGACCAGCGGUGCCGCAUCUGCGGCUACGCCCGGGAGACGUUACCGCACGUCGUGUGCCAUUGCAUGGCACACAGCGCGACGUACACGGCGCGACACAACGCCGUGGUGGACCGCCUCCGCACCGCAGCGUCGGCCCGUUUCACAGUCGCAUUCGCCAACCGCCCAGUGGGUGACACGAACCUUCGGCCGGACCUGGUAUUGGUGAGCGGCGAGGAGGCCAUUGUCAUUGACGUGGCCUGCCCGUUUGAAAACACCCCGGACGCCCUCACCAAUACACGCAACGAGAAGGUCGCCAAAUAUGAGCCUGUCGCGGCAUACCUUCGGCGUCGAUACCAGCGGGUCACCGUGGCUGCCAUCGUCGUCGGCGCCCUGGGCGCCACGGUGACCCGCUGGUGA